Messenger RNA from Bursaphelenchus xylophilus (pine wood nematode), 1577 nucleotides. NCBI's taxonomy places the organism in Eukaryota, Metazoa, Nematoda, Chromadorea, Rhabditida, Aphelenchoididae. The record is from the annotation of a GenBank genome assembly.
AUGGGUUCCAAAGAUGUCAAGGAUAUUGUUGGAUUGGCAAAAGAUGAUAUUGCCAAGUCGAAAUCCAUUAGGGUAUGUUUAUAUUACACUUGAAGAUUUUGUUUUUAGUUGAAUCGGCCACCAAUGAAACGGCCCACAGGAAUGAGCAGAGAAGUUUUCAAUCUCAUUGCUCAUGGUCCAAAUGAAGAGAAUUUGUUUACUGCGAUUCCGACAAAGAAACUUGAGGACAAACAUCAGAUGAAGAAAAUGGUAGGUCGAUCCCGAAGCUUUUUGUAGUGUUUUUAGAUUUUGUUCCGUAAGGUGAGGAAGUGGAAGUGGAAAGAGUUUGAGAAUGAGGGCAGAGCUGAUGGGUUCAAGCUCUCACAUUGGGAGAGAGAAGAUCGGAAUCCAGCGGAACCCUACAUAUUUGCGAGGAUGAAUAAAGUAAAUUUUAUUUAUUUUUAUUGUUUUGGAGUUUAGAUCAAGUUGAAAAAGAAGGAUAUCUGACUAGUAUGGCCAGUGGUUCGGUGUUUUGCCUUUAAUUUUUUUCCAUAACCUUGAUUCCGGUUCUGAAUGGUUUAGGAAAUGUUACUAAUAACUUUUAGAGGUUGAACCUCCCCCGUUUCUCACAAGAAGAAUAUGAGCGACAUUUCCAAGCAGAGAAGUGGACACAUGAGUCGACAGAAUAUUUGUUUGAUCUUUGCGAACGCUUCGAUCUUCGAUGGGCAAUUAUAAGUUCUCGUUUUGAGCGGGAGAAGUAUGGCGAUUUCAGCAUGGAAGACUUGAAAGAGCGAUUCUACAGAAUAUACAACAUUCUGAAGAGAGAUCGCUGCUUGGAAGGCCCUAUCUAUAGUUUUGAUGCCGAGAAUGAAAGGAAAAGGAAACAGCAGCUAGAAAUGUUGUGGAGCAGAACGGAGGAUGAGGUAAGCUUCUUUCUUUCUUUUUGCUUAUGUUUUUAGAUGUAAUGUUUCGAUUAGUAUACAUUUUUAAUUCAUGACAGAUCAAGGAGGAAGAACUUCUGCGGGCUCAGAUGAGGAGAAUUGAAAGCCGCCGAAAGGAAAGAGAAAAGAGAACCCAGGAUCUUCAGAGGCUAAUCAAUGUGGUGGAACGGAGUGCCAGUCCUGAACCGUGGGUUUAUUUUAUUCUACUUAUUUGAUGUUGCACUGGGUCUUUACUAGAAAAUUACUCGUUUUUUUCAGGAAUGGAUCGACUUCCGGUAGCCAAGUCCGCUCAAGUCGCCGAGCUCAGAAACAACAAAAGACACAGCUGAUGUCGGCCCAUCUUUUCUCCAACGACGUCCCGAAUCUUCGAUUUGCAGAGUUCAAAUCCGCUGGACCUCAUCUGAGAUCGCAGGAGAUGAAAAUCCCCAGCAAUGUUGGACAAAAGAAGUUGAAAGCGAUUGAGGCAGCGAUUGAGAAAUACCAGAUCCGUAGGUUUCAUCUAAGCCUAUUAUCUUCGUCAUGUGUAAUAUAAUUUUGUAAAUAUUUUCAGCCCUUGCCCUCCCAGCCUAUGAAGAAACAGUCCGCCUGUUCAACGAUCUUCGAGCCCGUGUCGUCUUGGCUCAGGAACUCCGGAAUGCAUUGCAAGGAACACAGUGA